Ceratitis capitata (Mediterranean fruit fly) is the source of this 2331-nucleotide messenger RNA. RefSeq lists its product as uncharacterized. Bases 444 to 1733 code for a protein of 429 amino acids. The record is from RefSeq and is a predicted model, not a curated record. Lineage: Eukaryota; Metazoa; Arthropoda; Insecta; Diptera; Tephritidae. Gene Ontology annotation, molecular function: alcohol dehydrogenase (NADP+) activity. Gene Ontology annotation, biological process: alcohol metabolic process. The transcript is spliced from 6 exons.
AAGCAAGUUUCAGUUGAAUGGUAUUAUUACGCCUGAAAACAUCAGCCCAAAUUGGCUCUCUUCAAAACAUUGAAACCAAGCAAGAAUUCUUCUAAGUUUUAACACUUUGCUUUGUGUUUAUUGAAAUCAUUAUCCUGUGAAAGGACAUUAAAUAUAAUACAAAAGACAAAAAAAAACAGUUGUAUAAUUUUACAUACAUACAUACGUAGAUAAAUACACAUAAAUUGUACAACAGUGUUGUUUGUGUUUAACAAAUUUGAUCUAAUGAACAGUUUUGCAUUCAUUCAUAAAAUUUUGAUACAAACAUUCAAAUAUUCGUUUAGUUAAUAACGAAAAAUUAAAAAUUGAAAUAAAAUAAAUAAUAAUAAAAAGUAUUAAGUGUAAACGUAUACAUACAUAUUUAUAUUGUUAUAAGAGAAGUGUAAAAGAAAUUUGUGUGCAAAAUGCCGGUUGAACUUUGCAGUCGUCCUCAAUUUACACUCGAGCCUGAAUCCAGCUCUGUAGCCGCAUCGACCGCAGAUACCUCGUCGCUACCACCCAGAGAGAAACCACGCAACAUGAACAAACUCUGUCGUCAAGUGUCAAUUGAAUCACCCGGUCCGGUGGUGAAAAAUUGUGUCUUCAACUUUUUCGUACCCAUCGAAGAUACACCACCAUUGGGCGCACGCAUUAAGAUCGUUUAUGCCGGUGCAUGUUUCCGACGUCGCGAUCGUUCCGCGUCCAUUACCAGCAUCAUGUCGUCCGUUUCAUCAGAUCUUAGCGAUUAUUGUCCGACAUUGCCCGCCCAAUCGUCACCUGCACAUCAGAUGCGUGAGAAUCCCACACAUCAAGGCAUACGUGAGGGUUCCAUUUAUGCCGGCUAUGAGGUAGCCGGUGUUAUUGAGUCUUUGGGCUCGGACAUCACAGAUGCCAAUAACUAUGGCCUACGUAUUGGUCAACGUGUUGUCGUCUAUCCAUUCGAUGAAGCACCAGCUGGCUAUGCCGAAUUAAUGGUUGUACCCGAUCUCAAAUAUAUUGUACCGAUUCCAGAUAAUUUACCAUUAAGUGUUGGUGCUCUUUUGCCAACUGGUGCACUGCUGGCAAUGAAUGCUGUCUUCAAGGCAUACGAAGUCAUAACAGAAAUGUCAAAGAAACGCCCAGCAGAGGAGGCAAAUAAGAAAUUUAAAAUUCUUAUUGUCGGCACUGGCGGUUUGGCGUUGUGGGCUGUACGCAUAGCUGCACAUCAUUUUGCAUCGACUGGCGCCAAUAAUUAUGUUGAUGUGACCGUAGCCAGUCUGCGGGAUGAGGGUUUCCGUUUGGCCACAGAGAUUGAAAAUGUUAGCGUUGUACAGUGGAAUGAAUGUCUUUACGAGCCACAACUGAUUGAACGCACCAAAGAUGUGUGCGGCGGUCCGGUUGAUGUGGUCAUUGACUUUGGCACAACCUCACGCAGCUUGCAUCGUUCCAUGCAUUGCCUCACCAAGGGUGGCGUUGUUCUGAUGAGUGAAGAUAUUGCCGAGAAAUUGAUGCCUAAAUUUUCACGUUUGUCUAUCGAAUAUCAACAGGAGAUUAUUCCCAUUUCAAAUGGCACCGUGGAGCAGCUGCAUGAACUUGUGCAAUUAGUCGCCAAUAAAACGAUCGAACCAAUACCGCAUUCGGUGUUUCCCUGCGAACAAGCCACAGAGGUCGUACAGAAAUUGUGCAAUUCGGAAAUACCCGGACGUGCUCUACUGAAAUUUCACGAUAUUGCAUAAAUUGAGUAAGCCGACGGACAAGACAUAACGGCAACAAGCGCUAUAGCGGUAUUAUACAAAAACUACAGACAUACAUACUAUGUGCAUCCUUAUUUCGUAACUCACCACUCACGAAUUAGAACAGCAAAUGGCGCGUGUAAUCCUGCUACGGCUGCAACAAAAAAAUAAAACUUAUUGUUUAAAUAUUUAUUAACAACACCAACAACAAAAGGAUAAUAAUGAGGGUCUUACGAUUUUAAAUGAAAAAAAAAAAACAUAAGAAAAAAAAUUUGAAUAAAAAGAUGUUGUAAUAUGUAGCUUUGGUCGUCAGGAAGUGGAGUAUUUUUCGUGUAUAUUUGGCAGAAGAAGAACUGGAAAAAGUGAAGCUGAAUUUUUUGGUUUUCAAUUUUAUUUUUUUAAUUUUUGUUGACAUUAAAAAAUAUUGUUUUAACAACUAUAUUGAAAUUGUUGAAUUUAAUUUACGCUUUCAACGACCAAUGCAAUAUAAAUAGGUUUAUGUAUGUAUGUAUGUAUGUGCGAACGAUCACAUUUAUGUAUAGUUUAGAAGUUGUAAUUAAUCGAUAAAAAAAAAAUUAAAUAUCAUCACAAUAUUUGCGAU